UACAGACAGUCUAAACUACAGGUCCAGAAUAGUUCACCGAGUUUAUAGAAUCGAAGUGUCCAGUCCCUUCAGAUGUUAUUCGGGGGGUUGGUGGGGACUCCACAAGGGUCUGGUCAAUUGGGUCGACUCCGGACACCUUUUCCAAUGUGCGUAAAACGGUUUUAUCUACUCGUCCUCUUUUCCGGACUAGCAACUUCAGGCAUGUUACCGGUCAGUGGGAUGAGGGUGUACACGUCGGGGGAGGUGGAGGCGGUGAACGGCACAGAUGUGCGGCUGAAAUGUAACUUCCAGAGCAGCUCGCCCAUCACCCCAGCAACGCUCACGGUCUCAUGGAGCUUCCGCCCCCUCGAACCUGGCCGCGAGGAGUCAGUGUUCUACUACCAUGAGAGGCCUUACCCUCCCCCAGAAGGGCGUUUCCAUAAGCGGGCGACAUGGGCGGGUGAUAUCAUGGGGCGGGACGCCUCCAUCGUGGUGCGUGAGGUCAAGUUCUCCUACAACGGGACGUUCAGCUGCCAGGUGAAGAACCCUCCGGACGUCCACGGCAACGCGGGGGAGGUGAAACUAACCGUGGUCACCACAGCCUCCUUCUCUGAGAUUGUCAUUCUGGCUGCAGCCAUCGGGGGCGCCAUCAUGCUGAUGGUCAUCCUCCUCGUCGUCAUCAUGUCAAUAAGGCAAUGUUUCAAGAAGAGACAGGAGGAGUGGGUGGAGGAACUGCCUCGCAGAGAGAGAAAGGACCCUACAGUGUGGUAAGACAGAGAGAGCGAGAAGGAGCGAGAGAGAGUGGGAUCUCUCCAACCUGUCUUCCCUCUGGCUGGGCUCUGUGGUGCUCACCUCUGGGACUGGGCUCAGUCAAUUGCUCUGUCUGCGUGGACACUCUCCUCUGAACCUAGCUUUGGAACCAAAACCUGGACCUAUCGUUGGGCAGAUGUUUUUACAAAGAGCAGACUAAAAGUGCCUUAGAAUACUACUGUAGAUUAUCCAUCUGCUGGAUCCUGUAUCUUACCGCCAUGCACCUUUCUGGAAAGACAGUAGGCCUGCAUUAAUAUUUUCCUGUAUAUCAAAUGGAAUUCUUAACACAUUUCCUGUUUAAGUGUAGAUGUUUUAUGAGAUAGUUGUGGAAAAUAAUGUACAGUAUUUCUAUUGUGAUUUCCUACUAUCAGUUUCAAACUCUAACAUCUGCCCAAUCAUUUUCCAAUCGCAUAGGACUUAGUAAGCCAAUGCCCAUGGUUGUAUAGGUACAGGCAGUCUCUCUCUCAUCUGGUUCAAUGCAUUUCAACCACAAGUCCACGACAAGAUCUCUUUACAUUUCUGUCUUAGUUUACUGCUGACCAAUGAUAUUAUUUGAUUUUGUCCUGAAGUGAUUUUGUAUUUCUAAACAGAUGUUGUGUUUUUUAUCAGUGAAAAUGUUCAACUACUGCAGAAAUACUCAAAAUGCUGUCAAUAUUCACUGCAAGACCUAAGGCACUUGCUUAAA
This is a messenger RNA of Salvelinus namaycush (lake trout), 1474 nucleotides long. Its product is annotated as myelin protein zero-like protein 2. Gene Ontology annotation, cellular component: membrane. The record is from RefSeq and is a predicted model, not a curated record. Lineage: Eukaryota; Metazoa; Chordata; Actinopteri; Salmoniformes; Salmonidae. Gene Ontology annotation, biological process: cell-cell adhesion. The coding region runs from base 73 to 750 and encodes 225 amino acids. The transcript has 4 exons.